AUGCAAUAUGGCACGCUUAGCGCCGAGGCGUAUGUUGCCGCGGGCGGCGCAGCAGCCAUUCUGGGCUUCACCAUUGCGGCCGCAAUCGCGACUGUCAUUCUUGCUAUUAUCGUCUUUUUCAAAACUCAUCAGCGAGGAGAUGACGCUCGCAUUGGCAUUCCCUGGCUUAAGGCCGCUGGCGGUCUUGGCUCAUUGUGGCUGAUUCUUGCUAUUGUGAGCCCGGUGGCUGAAUAUCUGAUCAGGCGGGCGCGUCCAACACAAGGCGAUACAUUGGCCUACGACCUCGGUAUCCAGCAGUUCUCAAUCCUCACCAAUCUCCUCAUGUACGGUGCCUACGCCACUCUUCUUCUUGCCCAGCUCGAGUUCUCUAUAGGGCUACGUCGCGUCUGUAUUUUAUUGCGCGAACAAAAGGUCAGCGGGUUUUUCGAGGAAGCUUCACGUGCACCGCACAUUGCUGGCGUCGCCGCAUUUCUCGUCGCCCUGAUUAUGAACGCGAGCGACGUGGUUUGCACAGAGCUAUAUUACUCUGGCAUUGAGGCUGCAUUCCUGCCUAUGCAAAUUACCGCACUGUCCCUUCAUGCUACUCUUUGCAUUUUCUCUAUCGGGACCCUCAUCUACACGGCAUCCCAGUCUAGAGAGGUGCCCCAUACACGCAUUUGGGCUCUUCUGAUAGCUUUAAACUCGAUCGCGGCUGUCCGACACGGCGGCCUCACGAUUCUCAGAACCUUUUAUAGCAUCACCGCCACUCAGGGUGACUUGGCUUUCUUGCCUGCCCUUCUAAGCUUCGUUCAACUAAUAUUUGGUUCUUGGACAUUUGUGAUUUGCCUUGGAAUUGCAUAUGGCGGCAUUGGCUUGACGCAUACUAAAGGUGGAUUGUGGACAAGAGACCCUUUAUUACAUCAGACGCAAAAGGCAAAGUUAGCCAAACUCCAGCAACUAGACUAG
Molecule: messenger RNA, 945 nt
Organism: Clonostachys rhizophaga
Lineage: Eukaryota; Fungi; Ascomycota; Sordariomycetes; Hypocreales; Bionectriaceae
Source: the annotation of a GenBank genome assembly